UUCAAUUUGAGAUGAAGUUUCGACUCUUAGGACAAUAAGAGUUGGCAGUGCAUAGAUCUCUACAAUGUGUUUCUUUUCUCCAAAAUAGCCAGAACACGUUUUUAAAAUGGCGAAUGUCGCAGCCAAAGUGAAAGUAGGGUUAUUUAGAAGAUUGGGUAACUACUUUCUCAACAUACUCAAUGAUUACAAAGCAGUGGCCUUAGAAACAGCUCAAGAUAUUAAAGAUAGGCCUGGCAAAACAUCAAUAUAUUUUGCAGGUAUUAUUACUGCUGGGAUCUUCAUCAAAGCUAAUCCAUCGGCUGCAGAUCUUGAUGAAGCUGUUAUAGAAAGUGCACAUGAACUUUCUCUUUUGUCUUCAUCUAUACGUAACAAAGAUUCAGACUCAUUCAUAAGUCAACUAAGCAGUGCACAUAGAGAUGGUCGCUUGCAUCAUACUAGCUUAAUGCUUUGUUCCUUGGUGUGGUUGAGUGAUUACUGUGAAGAUCUAGAUCUUUAUGAAGCCCAGUGUAAAUAUACUCAGUUGCCAUGGUAUGAAUUUCACAAGAAAAUUGUUGAUGUUGGUUUUCUGGGAAAGUUUAUCAAACUGAGUGACAAAAUGAAAAACUAUGAUGUUAAUGAAGAUGAAUGGAAAAAUGGAGACGAUGUUUCAACGUAGUGGUCAUAUUUUUUUUUUCUAAUUUUGUAAAUUAUUAAACAUAUAAAGUACUUGUAAAUUGUGUGUACCGGUAUGUUCCUUUUGUUUUACCAUUUGUUUUGAUGUAAAACUUGAAAUCCAGAAACAAACAAUUUGUAUAAAUCUCUUAGUUUACCAUGGACAUGGUGGCUGAGUGGUAAAGCGCUUGGCUUCUGAAAUGAGGGAUUUGGGAUCGACUCUCACUGAAUACUGGGAUUUUUAAUUUUGUGAUUUUCAGGAUGCCCCUAAGUCCACCCAGCUCUAAUGGGUACCUAAUAUUAUUUGGGGAAAGUAAAGGAAGUUGGCCAUUGUGCUAGAAUAAUAAGUCACAUGACACCCUCAUUAACCAUCUUCUGUAGAAUCAGAAUAUCUUUACAUCAUUGCCCUAUAGAUUGCAAGGUCUGAAAGGGGUGAUUUACUUUUUUGUACUACUAGACUGGCGAUACAUUAUAGUAUUAUAGUAGAAACAUUUUUUUUAAAUUUUAUUAUCAAUGUUUUUCUUAAAGAGCAUCUAUGAACUUUUUGACAAAUUUAAUUUCAAAUUCAGGGGCAUGGAUAUUUGCACACACACACACGCACUACUAAUUUGCUUUGGAUCAUACUAAUUGUCUAAUAAUCAAAUGGCUACUUUUCAUUUCUCACAUUUACAAAUUUCAAGAAAUUUAAACCACGGUUCAUUUACAUUUCCAAUAUCAUCUUAGUCAAUCUUACAUAUUUAAAUACUAAUAAUACAUUUCUAGAUAUACCUAUAGGCAACAUAAGCUAUAGCUUAGAGCUCCCACAUGUCUAAAUAUUUUUUUUUAGAAAAAAGCAAAGAAAUAAAUUGCCUUAUGUUGAUUACAAAGGAUCCCAUAUUUCAGAUUGCUUAGGGUCUUCAUGUCUGACAAUAAUUUAUAACACAUUGUUACUAUUAAAAUUAUCAAAUUUACACAGUGCUAGUAGUUUAGUUAUAACUUUUAACUGCCAUGGUGCUCAUUAAUAUCUAGAUGUGAUGAACAGGAUUUCUGUGCUUGUCUUGUGCUCUUGCUUUAGAAACUUCAAAGAUUUGUAUAUAACUCUUUAAGCUAAAAGCACAUUAUCUACUAUCAUUAAGUCGCUUGAAUAUCUGUAUAGAGCCUCCUCAGCUCAUAGUCAAUAACAAUGUCUCUUAAAAUUUUAAUUUUCACUUUCUUCCAGUGUUACAAUGAUUUGUUGCAUUAAUUGCUCCUUAGCAUUAGUUUAUGAGUUGAGUCAAUGGAUGUACUAUGGCUAGAAUGAUUUUUUCCAAAGUGACAUUUCUUGAAUCUCUGUGGUAAACUUUUUUUUCCCUCCUGACCAUUUGAGAUGCUUCUAGUUGUCUACAAAAUUGUUUCUUGCUUUGCCUCUAGACUUUGUGUGCUACUCGUAGGUUAGCCUUUGGAGAGUCCCUGAGUGCUUCAAUGCUCUUGAUUAUUUGAAUUACGUCUGGUUUCAAACAAGUGUCCUGGCUGUAAUUGACAUGCAAAUUACAUUCUAUCAUAUCUCCUG
Molecule: messenger RNA, 2179 nt
Organism: Biomphalaria glabrata
Lineage: Eukaryota; Metazoa; Mollusca; Gastropoda; Planorbidae
Product: mitochondrial import inner membrane translocase subunit Tim29-like
Exons: 2
Coding region: 107-655 (182 amino acids)
Biological process (GO): protein insertion into mitochondrial inner membrane
Cellular component (GO): TIM22 mitochondrial import inner membrane insertion complex
Source: RefSeq, a predicted model, not a curated record